Molecule: messenger RNA, 468 nt
Organism: Staurois parvus
Lineage: Eukaryota; Metazoa; Chordata; Amphibia; Anura; Ranidae
Source: the annotation of a GenBank genome assembly
GGAGCACGCAGCGCGGCGAUCGGCAGUGCGCUGUGUCCCUCGGACAUGGGAUCACCGAUCCAUGGAAAGAGCCGAAGAUGUCGGCUCGGUCAUGUGAUCAGCUGUGUCCAAACAGAGCUGAUCACAUGGGACAUGUACACUGAUCAUCAGAGCACUGAUGAUCAGUGUGCCCUGAUGAUCUGUGUAGCCCCAGAAGCGCCACCUGUCAGUGUCCUUCAGUGCCAGCUCUCAGUGCUCAUCCGUGCCACCUGCCAGUGCCCAUCAGUGCCACAUUUCAGUGCCCAUCAGUGCCACAUCAAUGCCACAUAUCAGUGCCCAUCUGAGCUGCCUUUCAGUGUCACCCAUCAGUGCCAGUCAGUGCCACCUAUCAAUGCCAGUCAGUGCCACCUAUCAGUGCUGCCAAUCAGUGCCACCUAUCAGUGCCAGUCAGUGCCGCCUAUCAGUGUGCAUCAGUGCCACCUAUCAGUG